Messenger RNA from Brettanomyces nanus, 1146 nucleotides. RefSeq lists its product as uncharacterized. Gene Ontology annotation, biological process: nuclear polyadenylation-dependent mRNA catabolic process; U1 snRNA 3'-end processing; TRAMP-dependent tRNA surveillance pathway. Bases 1 to 1146 code for a protein of 381 amino acids. The record is from RefSeq and is a predicted model, not a curated record. The transcript has a single exon. Gene Ontology annotation, cellular component: cytoplasmic exosome (RNase complex); nuclear exosome (RNase complex). NCBI's taxonomy places the organism in Eukaryota, Fungi, Ascomycota, Pichiomycetes, Pichiales, Pichiaceae.
AUGACUGAUACGCACCUUCGUUCAAUAAAGUUUGCACCUUCCAAGCUUGCACUCAUAGCUCCUGAUGUCACCUUAAAGCGGUACAUAGAAAUAGGUCUAAGACCGUCAUUAAGGAAGUUUCAUGAAUUCAGACCAGUUAUAGUAUCACCUGCAGGCUUCAGUCGGUACGAGAAAGAGGGGAAAUCGUCAAAUGCUAUUCUUGGAUCAUCUGUAGUGAAGAGCGGGUCCACAGAUGUUAUAUGUAGUAUUAGUGCGGGAGUUGUGGAAGAUUCUCAAGAACUUACCAAUGACUACAGACUCAGAUUAGAUAAGGACAUCAUCGAGGCCGAUGAGGAUGAAAACAACAGCAGUUCCAAAGACGAGGAUCAUAGGGUUAACCAAUAUUCUUCUGUUUAUUCUGUUGUCGAGGUGUCCAGAGGAAGAAACGGCCCUCCCACUUCAGAGGAGAUAGAGCUUUCGCAGGCCUUGUACGAGACAAUUCUACACUCCGGGAUGAUCACGAAAGAGAGUUUGAAUAUCAAAUUGGGUCUAAAAUCGAGGGACUCCGAAGGAAAGCCUGUUAUUAUUCGGAGAUACGAUUCCGAUGACAGCGACAUAUUGAAUGAAUUUGCACCCAAGAAGAACUUCAGCUACGUUCUUUAUGCCAAGAUUCAAGUAUAUUCGAAGACAGGACCUUUAUUUGAUCUUUGCUAUGCAGCUUUGAUAAAGGCUCUCAGAAACACAAAGCUUCCUGAAAUGUACAUUAAUGAAAAGGAAACAGAUGCUAAGGUUUCUGCAUUACGGGCCAGGAAGACCAACAAAAACGACAGUAACGGCAGAAAUGGCUCGGAUCUUCAAGAAUUUGAUCUUCUAUGCGAUCCUGUGUCCUUUCAUGAUUUGAAGAUUGACGAAGGGAAACUUUCUUGGAGUUCGACUUUUGGUAUUACUCAUGGUUCAGAUUCUGUCCUAUUAGCCGAUCCAGAAGGUGAAGCAGAGGAAAACAUUUUUGAGGGAAUUGAAGUUGUUAGUAGUGGAAAUGACACUUUAUUUAGUGCAGUGAUAACUGGUAAUAUUGGCGAAGAUGACCAUGCGAUCAGCAAAGAUCAGAUCAAGGAAGCAAUUCUUCUUUCAAAGAGAAGGUCUGCUAAUAUGAUCAAAGAAUUGUGA